CGGGGUGGGCGGCGGAGCGGCGGGGCCGGCGACCAUUUAAAGCGAUAGCGAUCGGCUCCCGAGCCCAGUGCCCGGCCGGCGCCGCGCGAGCCACCAGCCCGCCGCCAGCCGGGGACCCCGCGCGGCGCGCCGGCCGCGCCAGCCCCAGAGCGCCCGGCGCCGCGGGACGCCCCCCCCUCCGCCCUCCGCAUCCCUCCCCGGCAGCCCCCCGCAGCCCGCCGGCCCCCCGGGACGCCGCGGGCACCCCCCCACCGCCGCCGCCGCCGGGGCAGCAUGGUCCAGCUGGGGCAGCUGCUCCGCGCCCUGACUUUGAUGAAGUUCCCCUGCUGCGUGCUGGAGGUGCUGCUGUGCGCGCUGGCGGCGGCGGCGCGCGGCCAGGAGAUGUACGCCCCGCACUCGAUCCGGAUCGAGGGGGACGUCACCCUCGGGGGGCUGUUCCCCGUGCACGCCAAGGGUCCCAGCGGAGUGCCGUGCGGCGACAUCAAGCGGGAGAACGGGAUCCACAGGCUGGAGGCGAUGCUCUACGCGCUGGACCAGAUCAACAGCGAUCCCAACCUGCUGCCCAACGUGACGCUGGGCGCGCGGAUCCUGGACACUUGUUCCAGGGACACUUACGCGCUCGAGCAGUCGCUCACUUUCGUGCAGGCGCUCAUCCAGAAGGACACCUCCGACGUGCGCUGCACCAACGGCGAGCCGCCCGUGUUCGUCAAGCCCGAGAAAGUGGUGGGGGUGAUCGGGGCUUCGGGCAGCUCCGUGUCCAUCAUGGUAGCCAACAUCCUGAGGCUCUUCCAGAUCCCUCAGAUCAGCUACGCGUCCACGGCGCCCGAGCUCAGUGACGACCGGCGCUAUGACUUCUUCUCCCGUGUGGUGCCACCCGACUCCUUCCAAGCCCAGGCCAUGGUGGACAUUGUCAAGGCUCUCGGCUGGAAUUAUGUGUCAACACUGGCGUCUGAAGGAAGUUAUGGAGAGAAAGGUGUGGAGUCCUUCACUCAGAUUUCCAAAGAGGCAGGUGGGCUCUGCAUUGCCCAGUCCGUGAGAAUCCCCCAAGAGCGCAAAGACAGGACCACUGACUUUGAUAGAAUUAUCAAACAGCUCCUGGACACUCCCAACUCCAGGGCCGUCGUGAUCUUUGCCAACGAUGAGGACAUAAAACAGAUUCUUGCCGCAGCCAAAAGAGCUGACCAAGUGGGCCAUUUCCUCUGGGUGGGAUCUGACAGCUGGGGAUCCAAAGUGAACCCACUGCACCAGAAUGAAGACAUUGCCGAAGGAGCCAUCACCAUCCAGCCCAAGCGAGCCACCGUGGAAGGGUUUGACGCCUACUUCACAUCCCGCACACUUGAAAACAACAGGAGGAACGUCUGGUUCGCCGAAUAUUGGGAGGAAAACUUUAACUGCAAGCUGACGAUUAGUGGGUCCAAGAAAGAAGACACAGACCGCAAGUGCACAGGACAGGAAAGAAUCGGAAAAGAUUCCAACUACGAGCAGGAGGGUAAAGUCCAGUUUGUGAUUGAUGCAGUCUACGCCAUGGCUCACGCCCUGCACCACAUGAACAAGGACCUGUGCGCCGACUACCGUGGCAUCUGCCCAGAGAUGGAGCAUGCAGGGGGCAAGAAACUGCUGAAGUACAUACGCAAUGUUAAUUUCAAUGGCAGUGCGGGGACCCCCGUGAUGUUCAACAAGAAUGGGGAUGCCCCAGGACGCUACGACAUCUUUCAGUACCAGACAACAAACACCAGCAACCCCGGUUACCGUCUGAUUGGACAGUGGACAGAUGAGCUUCAGCUCAACAUCGAGGACAUGCAGUGGGGCAAAGGCGUGCGGGAGAUCCCCGCGUCGGUGUGCACGCUGCCCUGCAAGCCUGGCCAGAGGAAGAAGACGCAGAAGAGUGCCCCCUGCUGCUGGUCCUGCGAGCCCUGCGAGGGCUACCAGUACCAGCUGGACGAGAUGACCUGCCAGCACUGCCCCUACGACCAGCGGCCCAACGAGAACCGGACGGGCUGCCAGGACAUCCCCAUCAUCAAGCUGGAGUGGCACUCGCCCUGGGCCGUGAUCCCCGUCUUCCUGGCCAUGCUGGGCAUCAUCGCCACCAUCUUCGUCAUGGCCACUUUCAUCCGCUACAACGACACGCCCAUCGUGCGGGCCUCGGGCCGGGAACUGAGCUACGUGCUCCUGACGGGCAUCUUCCUCUGCUACAUCAUCACCUUCCUGAUGAUCGCCAAGCCCGACGUGGCCGUGUGCUCCUUCCGCAGGGUGUUCUUGGGCCUGGGCAUGUGUAUCAGUUACGCGGCCCUCUUGACCAAAACCAACCGGAUCUAUCGCAUCUUUGAGCAGGGCAAGAAAUCGGUGACGGCACCCAGACUCAUCAGCCCCACGUCCCAGCUGGCCAUCACCUCCAGCUUGAUAUCCGUCCAGCUUUUGGGCGUGUUCAUUUGGUUCGGCGUUGACCCACCCAACAUCAUCAUAGACUACGAUGAGCAUAAGACCAUGAACCCCGAGCUGGCCAGGGGGGUUCUCAAAUGUGACAUCACAGAUCUGCAAAUCAUCUGUUCCUUGGGCUAUAGCAUUCUGCUCAUGGUCACAUGCACUGUGUAUGCCAUCAAGACCCGGGGUGUCCCAGAGAAUUUUAACGAAGCCAAACCCAUUGGAUUCACUAUGUACACCACGUGUAUAGUGUGGCUUGCCUUCAUUCCCAUUUUUUUUGGCACUGCGCAGUCUGCAGAAAAGCUCUACAUACAAACUACCACACUUACAAUCUCCAUGAACCUAAGUGCGUCCGUGGCGCUGGGGAUGCUUUACAUGCCGAAAGUGUACAUCAUCAUUUUCCACCCUGAGCUCAAUGUCCAGAAACGGAAGCGGAGCUUCAAGGCGGUGGUUACAGCGGCCACCAUGUCCUCGCGGCUGUCACACAAACCCAGUGACAGGCCCAACGGUGAGGCCAAGACAGAACUGUGUGAAAACGUAGACCCGAACAGUCCUGCAGCAAAAAAGAAGUACGUGAGUUACAACAACCUGGUGAUCUAACCUGGUCCGUUCCACGGAGCCCGGAGCAGGCAGAGCCUCCUUUCCUGCGUCAUGCAACCUGACACAGGACACUUGGGGUCUUGUCUGCCACCCAUCCACCAGGGGCGCUUCCCCAGCCGGGAGACCAGUGUUAGAGCAUCCAAGGGUCCUGCAGCUGCUCUCAGAAAUAGUCUCACUUGCUCUCGGCUUCCUGAGUCACUGGCAUCAGCGCUGCCAUCUCAGCUGCCAUUCUGGUCCUUCCCUCCCCAAGGGAGACUCGAGACUCCAGCGCCCCCCCCCCAGCUCUUUGGAAGGCAGCACGGGGGGGCCACCACAGCCAUCCCUGGGGCUGAUCUGUCGUUCCGUGUCUGUACUUCCAGGCGGCAAGGUUUCAAAGUGUUCUGUACAGUUCGUGAGGACUUUUGCACUUGGCCAUCAUGUUGUACCUCGGUUCACUGUUUUGUUUCCGAAUGCCCUGUUUCCAUAGAGCCUGGUUCUCUCCGGCGGCCAAAUAUUGGGGGAGAUUUGAGAGUAACAGUUCACAGAGAUGGCGCAGACUCAAGUAAACACCCCUGAGUUCAGGACUGUCUGCUUCAGAUAAAACGCUGCUGCAAAUCAUAU
Molecule: messenger RNA, 3621 nt
Organism: Sorex fumeus (smoky shrew)
Lineage: Eukaryota; Metazoa; Chordata; Mammalia; Eulipotyphla; Soricidae
Gene: GRM7
Product: glutamate metabotropic receptor 7
Exons: 10
Coding region: 274-3021 (915 amino acids)
Biological process (GO): G protein-coupled glutamate receptor signaling pathway; regulation of synaptic transmission, glutamatergic
Cellular component (GO): membrane
Molecular function (GO): group III metabotropic glutamate receptor activity
Source: RefSeq, a predicted model, not a curated record